Messenger RNA from Mytilus trossulus (common blue mussel), 2070 nucleotides. RefSeq lists its product as uncharacterized. Bases 1 to 2070 code for a protein of 689 amino acids. The transcript has 2 exons. Gene Ontology annotation, molecular function: DNA binding. The record is from RefSeq and is a predicted model, not a curated record. Gene Ontology annotation, biological process: DNA integration; DNA recombination. NCBI's taxonomy places the organism in Eukaryota, Metazoa, Mollusca, Bivalvia, Mytilida, Mytilidae.
AUGUAUCUUGAUGAUGGUUUGGGUAUAGAACAAGAUCAAGAAAUGUGCAAGAUUGUGUCAGAGCAAGUUAAGCUAGAUUUAGUUAGAAGUGGCUUUGUACCCAAGGCUGAAAAGUCAUUGCGGGAACCUACUAAACGUUUGGUUUGGUUAGGUACAUUUAUUGAUACAGAAAAUGGUUUUUACAAAAUACCAGAAAACAGAAUAAAUAAGAUGAUUUAUUCUAUUGAUGACAUUAUAUCUUGUUUGACUGGGCGUAAAAGCGUGUUUGUGAAAAAAGUUGCAUCUGUUGUAGGUCAGAUUAUAUCUACAUACUUAGUUAUUGGAAAUUUAGUUUAUUUAAUGACUAAACAUUUAACUAUAGACGUGAAUACAUCUGCGUCUUGGUAUUCUUAUAUUAAACUUUCAGAAUCUAGUAUUGAACAGUUACAAUUCUGGAAACUGUAUGUAAGUGAAGUUAAUGUAAAACAUUUCAGUGUUGAUGAAUCAUGUCAUAGUAUUAUCUACAGUGACGCUAGUGAUACAGGUUUUGGUGGUUAUAUUGUAGAAGCACCACAAAACAUUGCACAUGGUAUGUGGGUUGAAUCAGAACGUAGUAAUAGUUCUACUUGGAAGGAACUUUCAGCGGUAAAGAAAGUUUUGCUGUCCUUAGUUAACAUUAUAUCCGGAAAAAGGGUUAAAUGGUUCACAGAUAACCAAAAUGUUGUGAGCAUUGUUAGCAAAGGAAGUACAAAAACUGUUUUACAGAAUUUAGCGUUGGACAUAUUUAGCGCAUGUUUGAAGUACAAUGUCAACAUUGAUAUAGUUUGGAUACCUAGAACACUAAACGAAAAAGCUGAUUUUCUAAGUCGUAUCGUUGAUCAUGACGAUUGGGGAAUAUCAUAUUACAUUUUUCAAUUGAUAGAAUCUUUGUGGGGCCCGCAUGAAGUAGAUUGGUUUGCUUCUGAUCACAAUUUCAAGUUACUAGUAUUUUAUUCUAGAUUUUGGAAUGAAAAUUCUUCUGGUAUUGAUGCGUUUACAGUAGAUUGGUAUGGGGUCAACGGUCUUUUUGUACCACCUGUAUUUCUUAUACCACGUGCCUUUGAAUCUGAGAUUAAUUUUUUGCCACCAGCUCUGCAUACCAAUGUUGAUGUUCUUGUGGAUUUACUUUGCGAAUCUAAAGCUGACAGUACCGUUAAAACUUAUCAUGCAGGAUUUAUCCGUUGGAAAAAGUGGGCUGUUCAUAACGGCAUAAGUCGUUGUGAUAUUUUACCGGCAAAAUCUUUGUACGUUGCACUUUAUUUAUCUUCAUUAGUUCAGAACAGUCGCACUGCUAGUCCGGUUAUUUCAGCUUUUUAUAGUAUACAAUGGGCACAUCAUAUGAUUGGUCAAACGUCUCCUACUGUUAAUCUAGUUGUGAAAAAUGAUUUAGAAGGUGCAAAACGACGAUUAGCGACUCGAAUUGAGAAAAAGGAACCAGUUACUCCUGAGCUUCUAUCUAAAAUGUAUAGUUCGUCAUUUAAGGAAUAUAAUGUUAUGUCACAGCGUAUUAUAUGUGCGUGUUUACUCGCUUAUUCAGGUUUUUUGAGAGUGUCCGAGCUAUUAAAUAUACGGAGAUGUGAUAUCAAUUUUGAAUUAGGUUAUAUAUCUAUUUUUAUUCCGAAAAGUAAAACUGAUAUAUAUCGUGAUUGCAAUUCUGUAGUAAUAGCCUUUAUGGAUUCCGAUUUGUGUCCAGUUAAGAAUUUAAAGUUAUAUUUGUUGUGGGCUGAUAUUUCGCCGGAAUCAGAAGAAUUUAUAUUUAGAAAUCUAACAAAAUUCAAGGAUAGAUAUGUGCUUCGAAAGGAAAAUAAAUCAUUGUCUUACACACAUAUGAGAGAAUUAUUUAUUGAAGCUUUUCAACCAUUUGUGUCAGAUAUUAAGAAAUAUGGAUUGCACAGUUUACGUUCUGGCGGAGCUACAACUUGCGCUAAUUUAGGUAUUUCCGAUCGAUUGUUCAAAAGACAUGGCAGAUGGCGUUCAGAGACGGCCAAGGACGGUUAUAUUAAAGAUUCUUUAAAAGACAGAUUAAUUGUUUCUGAAAAUUUAGGUUUAUAA